This is a messenger RNA of Pseudopipra pipra, 1360 nucleotides long. RefSeq names its product olfactory receptor 14A16-like. The record is from RefSeq and is a predicted model, not a curated record. NCBI's taxonomy places the organism in Eukaryota, Metazoa, Chordata, Aves, Passeriformes, Pipridae. Gene Ontology annotation, cellular component: membrane. Bases 20 to 1360 code for a protein of 446 amino acids. Gene Ontology annotation, molecular function: odorant binding; G protein-coupled receptor activity; olfactory receptor activity. The transcript has 2 exons. Gene Ontology annotation, biological process: G protein-coupled receptor signaling pathway.
CUGUGCUAAGAAGCAGCAAAUGUCCAACAGCAGCUCCCUCACCCAGUUCCUCCUCCUGGCAUUUGCAGACAGGCGGGAGCUGCAGCUCCUGCACUUCUGGCUCUUCCUGGCCAUCUCCCUGGCUGCCCUCCUGGCCAACGGCCUCAUCCUCAGCGCCGUAGCCUGUGACCACCACCUGCACACCCCCAUGGGCUUCUUCCUGCUCAACCUCUCCCUCACAGACCUGGGCUGCAUCUGCACCACUGUCCCCAAAGCCAUGCACAAUUCCCUCCAGAACACCACAACCAUCUCCUACAUGGGAUGUGCUGCACAGCCCUUUUUCUUUUUCUUCUUCAUGUCAGCAGAGUAUUUCCUCCUCACCAUCAUGUGCUACGACCGCUACAUUGCCAUCUGCAAACCCCUGCACUACGGGACCCUCCUGGGCAGCAGAGCUUGUGCCCACAUGGCAGCAGCUGCCUGGGCUGCUGGCUUUCUCAUUGCUCUUUUGCACACAGCCAACACAUUUUCCCUGCCCCUGUGCCAGGGCAAUGCCCUGGGCCAGUUCUUCUGUGAAAUCCCACCCAUCCUCAAGCUCUCCUGCUCACACUCAGGCUACCUCAGGGAAAUUGGGCUCAUUUGGGUUAGUGCCUGUUUAGUGUUUGGUUGUUUCAUUUUCAUUGUUUUCUCCUAUGUGCAGAUCUUCAGGGCUGUGCUGAGGAUCCCCUCUCAGCAGGGACGGCACAAAGCCUUAUCCACGUGCCUCCCUCACCUGGUCGUGGUCUCUUUGUUUAUCACCACUGGUAUGUUUUCCCACCUGAAGCCCCACUCCAUCUCCUCCCCAACACUAGAUCUGGCACUAUCAGUUCUGUACUCGGUGGUGCCUCCAUCACUGAACCCCCUCAUCUACAGCCUCAGGAACCAGGAGCUCAAAGAUGCCCUGAGGAAAAUGAUGACUGGAUGCUUUUCAGGAGCAAUAACCUGCCUUAUUUCUUCUGUGUCUAGAGCUUUCCGUCGCGACAAAUUGGCGCCCGUGUGCAGGGACCAGAGGAGGGUCCCUAGGGGAUCAAGUCGGAUCUCCUGGGUCGGAGUCAAGUCGGACUCGGAGUCAAGUCGGACUCCCGAGAGCCAAGUCGGGUUCUCGCAGCCACGGUCGGACGUAGGAGUUUCGGUCGGUCUUGCCGUGCAGCACAAGAAGGCGAAAGGGCUGGAUGAAAAAGAGCUCAACUUGCCGCCGCCGGACGCCUCCCUUUCGGGGAUUUCGGACGGCGAAAGAGUUAAGUUCCGUGCUUCCAGGGCCCGGCGCCCGGGACGACUCCUGAAGAAGGAGGCCCGCCGACAAAGCCGCAAAGUCUCGUGGAAAGGGCUGCACAAAGCGUGGUAA